UUCUGGGAUGUAUACGAUCAGGAAGCAGAAGAGUUUGACAAAUCAUUCGUUCAGAAGUAUGCCUCGUAUUUGGACAAUAGUCUGAUUUUCGCAGGUCUUUUUUCAGCCGUCAAUAGUGCUUUCUUGGGGGCAAUGCUCCCUAACCUGAGCCCUGUUCCCAGCGACACGACAAAUGCCUUAUUAAUGAUGAUAUACCAUCAACUCAAUCAUACCGCAUUCCCAGGGCAAGUCCUGAGUCUUCCCUCGUGGGAUGGCCCCCUUUGGAUUACCGUCUGGACACAGACCCUCUUGUAUGCCAGUCUCUCAGCCAGUCUUCUGGCUGCUCUUGGAGCUGUCUUGGGCAAGCAGUGGCUGGGGGACUACCGAGACAACACACGAGGUCCCCGUGAAUCUCGUCGCAUGAGGCGGCAGCUCAAAGUCGAUGGGCUCGAAACUUGGCACUUUGAAGCUGGCCUUCGUGCCAUACCUGCAUUACUGAAGCUUUUCCUGCUGCUCUUCGGCAUGGGUCUUGGGGGUAUCUAUGGAUCCAGCAAUGCACUGUAG
Molecule: messenger RNA, 543 nt
Organism: Suillus discolor
Lineage: Eukaryota; Fungi; Basidiomycota; Agaricomycetes; Boletales; Suillaceae
Exons: 2
Source: RefSeq, a predicted model, not a curated record